This is a messenger RNA of Aspergillus heteromorphus CBS 117.55, 2793 nucleotides long. RefSeq names its product kinesin family protein. Gene Ontology annotation, cellular component: microtubule; kinesin complex; nucleus. Lineage: Eukaryota; Fungi; Ascomycota; Eurotiomycetes; Eurotiales; Aspergillaceae. Gene Ontology annotation, molecular function: microtubule binding; microtubule motor activity; ATP hydrolysis activity. Bases 73 to 2550 code for a protein of 825 amino acids. The record is from RefSeq and is a predicted model, not a curated record. Gene Ontology annotation, biological process: microtubule-based movement. The transcript is spliced from 6 exons.
CGACACCCCACACUCAGUGACCCCCUGCUCCUCGAAUGUGAAGGCCCAACCGACCGUGUGGAUACCGCCGCCAUGAACUCGCCAAAGCCCUCCCCAGCAUCCCUGUUCCAGGUCUACCUCCGCCUGCGCCCGCCCAUGUCGCAGCAGGCCGAGGACCAGGCCGAACGAUGCUUGACAAUCGAGGCCCCGGAGCCCAAGCCCGCUCUCGACGACGGCCUGGAAGCCCCCGCUGCUCUCCCGACCCAUAUCACCCUACAGCCACCCUCCGACUCCAGAAAGCGUGCCAUCGAGCGAUUCGGCUUCACCAAGGUGUUUGAAGAGUCCGCGUCCCAGCUAGACAUCUACCAGGGCACCGAGCUGGAGUCGCUGGUCAGAGGCGUGUUGAUGGAAGGGAGAGAUGGACUCAUUGCGACGUUGGGUGUGACGGGUAGCGGGAAGAGCCACACCAUCCUGGGCUCGAAGACGCAGCGAGGAAUUACCCAGAUGAGCCUUGAUGUCAUCUUCAGAUCCCUGGCCUCGACAAUCAGACCACCCGACAACUCGAUCAACCCCCUCCUCCUGUCCACCGUGGCCGCGUCUGACGCGUCGGAGUCCCAGAUGUUCACGGCCCAGACAUUCCUGGAGGCCGUAUAUGGUGACCCCGCCGACCGGGGAAGGAAUUCUAGAGCUCAGACCCCGAUGAGCACCGGAAGAGCUCACACCCCUUUGACGGUAUGGCGCCUUCCCCGCACACCAUUGCAGGGGACCCUUCCCUCGAUGAUCCCUCGUUCCCGACCAUCCACUACCCACACUGGACCCUAUUUGAGACCGUACAAUGGACCCCCCCCAAUAUCAUGCUAUAUCAAUCCCCUUGUUUUUCAUCCAAAGUUGAGAGACAAAAUGAAAGAUGGUGGAAUUGCUACCCCCAUCACUCCGUCCAACAUAAAGCCUGGUCCAGGUCAAGUGCCUCGUGCUAACAUGUCUUAUCCCAUUUUAAAGGAGCCGAUGCCCGCCCUGAUCUUCCCUCGUCGCAACAUGCCCCCACGCUCUGCCGCCGCGCCCCGAUCGCCCGAUGUCAGCCAUCUCACGGUGGACUUGAACCCCCAUUCCGAAUAUGUCGUGCUGGUGUCGAUGUACGAGGUUUACAACGACCGCAUCUUCGACCUUCUAUCUCCUGCUAUUGCCCCGGGCCAAGGAAGCGCCAUGUCCCGACAAGGAGGAACUUCCCUCAAGGAUAGACGCAGACCCCUGUUCUUCAAGUCGACAGAGGGCUCCCCUGAUCGGAAGGUAGUUGCGGGACUGCGUAAGAUUGCGUGCAACACUUACGAAGAAGCGCUAUCCGUACUUGAAGUUGGCCUCACCGAACGCAAGGUCACAGGAACCGGAGCAAACAGCGUCAGUUCCCGCAGCCACGGAUUCUUCUGCAUCGAAGUCAAGAGAAGAAUGAGGAAUAAGAGAACCGGCGAAGAGACUUGGAUGGGUCAUACUCUGACAGUGGCAGAUCUGGCUGGCUCUGAGCGCGCAAGAACCGCAAAGACAGCUGGUUCCACCCUUGCGGAGGCCGGCAAGAUCAACGAGAGCUUGAUGUACCUCGGACAGUGCCUGCAGAUGCAGAGUGACAUCCAGGACGGCAACAAGGCUGCCAUGGUCCCCUUUAGACAGUGCAAGCUUACCGAGCUACUGUUCUCUAACUCUUUCCCCUCCUCCACCUCUGGCCUCAACCGCCACCCCCAGAAGGCUAUCAUGAUUGUGACUGCCGAUCCUGCGGGGGACUACAACGCCACAUCGCAGAUCCUGCGCUACUCAGCCUUGGCUCGUGAAGUGGCCGUGCCCAGAGCUCCCUCCAUUGCCGAAUCUAUCAUGUCAAGCACACUGGGUUCUCGUCACGGCUCUGCCAGUGGACGCAACACACCAAGUCUGGGUGCGAACGAAGAGCUCGAGAAGGCACUCGCUGAGAUUGCGCGGUUGACAAUGGAGAAUGAGUCCCUGUCAGUUAGGCUUGCCGAAGAGGAAAUCAUGAGGUCCGACCUCGAGAUCCGACUGAGAGCUAGCGAGGAGAGAUCCCUCAUGAUCGAACAAGAUGUGCGCGAAGAAUGCUGGAAUGAAAUGGACGAGCGGAUGGAAGAGGAGAGGAAGAAAUGGCAAACUGCAUGGGAUGAGCAGGCUGGCUACAACAACGAACACCUUGACAAAAAGAUCGAAUUGGUCUCCCGAGGCUUCCAGAUCCACGAAGACCCAACCCCCUCAAAUGAACAGAUUGAAGACCUCGAGUUCGAGAACGACCAGCUCCGCAGCAAAGUCGCCUCCCUCGAGCGCGAACUUAACUGCCGAUCGCCGACCAAGAAGUCCAAAUCGAAGACCACACUUGAGUCGUCUCGUAACUCCAACAUCCUCGGCCGCGAAAGCGACAUCGAAAAUGCACUCAAGCGCAUGGAUCAACUCAAGCUCGCUGACACCAUGUUCUCGCCCGCUCCGCCUACCACCACCACCACCACUUCCUCCGCCCCUGGAAAGAGACAGAGAAAGAUGGCCACCAGGAAGUGGGACUUGGCUCCGGAGGAGAAUAUCUAGAUUCCUCAUUCUCACUCACUCACUCAUUCACCCUUUCAUUCUUUUUCAAUGGAAGAGUGCUGGAGAAAUGUUGCUGUUUUAAUUUCUGGUUUAUGGAUACCUGGACACGGUUUCGUUCUUAUGUUAUUUAUGUUAUGACUUCGGGAUAACCAGGGCUGGUUGGCUUCAGGGCGUUUGGAUGUGGAUGUGGAUGUGGAUACCACUCAUUAUUUCUUCUCAUGUUAAUAAUAUUAAUCUCUAUGG